AUGCCCGAAGUGCUAAAUUUAAUUCAGUUUGCCGAGCGUUUACAGCAGGAUCUUCGAAAUGUCGUGAACGAAACGAAAAGAAAAUACGUACCGAUAAAAGACAGCGCUGAAGCACAAAUAAAGCGUUUGAAAGAGUUAAUUAACGGAAAUCAGGAUAUUAGAACUUACUUGCUGGAGAACAACGUGGAACUCGUCAACCCUCUUAUUAAAGGUUGUGAAACUGGUCAGCCUAAGUUGGUUAAUAUUUGUUUGACGGCCUUGCAGCGUUUAAUUACGUCCCAAAUGCUGACGGAAUAUUCUGUUGAGUCUUUGCUGAACGUUAUAAGCACUUUGGUGGAUGCAGAACUCGAAGAACUCAAACUGCUGCAGACUACUAUUCUUCUUGUCACGACAAAUCAUACGUUAUCGGAUAUGUCUUUGUCACGGGCAUUGGGAAUAUGCUUGAGAUUGCACAAUAGCAAGACAAGCACCGUGGUGAAUACAGCGGCCGCUGCGAUUCGUCAAUGCACUGGUGCUGUUUUCGACCAUAUUAAUAGAGAUAGCUUAUCUUCUUCAGCUUACGAAAAUGUCCAAGGCGACAAGGAGACGGAUAUGUUUAGAUUCACUCCUGCGUCAAAAAGCGCCUUUUUCUUGUUUCAAGACCUCUGCCUUCUGACGUCCAAUGAUAUUCCCCACUGGUUGCAGGGCAUCGAGUCUAUCUCCCCUCUCUUGGGUUUGGAGUUGAUCGAAUCAGUUCUCCUUAACUACCGCAGUCUCUUCGCGAAGGCAAAGGAGUUCCACUACCUGUUAAAGGAACGGGUAUGCCCACUAAUCAUCAAGUUAAUGGCCUCUGGUCUAACCACGGACGGGCAGAGGACCGCGGUGCGAGACGGCAGUAGCGACGCAUUCAGCGGUGGUGGCGGUGGCAGCACCUACGCCGGACUCUCCGAUUUUGGUAUCAACGUCCGUCUCAACCGCAUCAUCACUCUCCUUUGCUCAAGUUACUUUGAGUGCCUUAACACUGAAUGUGAGAUGCUGAUAUCGACUAUAGUGCGGAAUGCCGAAAACGAACAAAAUACUUGGCGUCGAGCUCUCGCCUUGGAGGUCAUAUACAAGAUUAUCUCCCAACUGGACCUGCUUGUGAAAAUAUGCACGACAUUCGACAUGAUGGAUCCACCCUCUCGGGUUUUCUUCGGACUCGUCACUACUGUGGGUGGUUUCGUCCAAUCAACCCUUCUGACACCGCAUGGCUCCCACCUAGAAUCUACAGGAACCCUUUUAGGAGCAUCUUCUGGGCACCAACUUCCACAAAAACCCUCAUUCCUAUACAGGGGAGUUGGCCAUGUAAUCGCUGAUGCACAAAAGUUGGCUCUGUUGGAGGUUUUAGACAGACUCGAAGCACCGUCUCUUCCAGAGGGCUAUUCUCUUCGAUUGACCAUCAGCUGUCUACUGCAGUUUGUUUGGUCCCUUCAACACUUGAUUCAGCAGGCUGGGUCAUCAAUGGAAAGUGUUUCUGCAAAUAACCCCCCAGUCGAAUUUGAAAUGCUAAAAAUUUCUUGGACUGCAUUGCUACCUUCUCUUUCUCUACUGCUCGAGGCUUGUGCUGACGAAAAACUCACCGACUCCUUACUUUUGGCUGAGAGCGUCAUGGUGGUGCUUAGCAGUCGGUGCGGCAUCGUAGAUGCUCGCGAAGCUUUUGUUGCAUCCAUUUGCAAGUUUGCCUUACCUUCAUUUUUCGUUCUCUCGGAGAGACAGAUUUCUAAACACUUGCACCACCAGCAGCAGCCGUUGGACGAGGCUACUGAUCGAAGUCCGGUAGUGAUUGUGGUGAAUACCAGCCACGGCCUGGGUAACCUUAGCCUUGAGGUGUCCCCCUCGUCAACGAGCAGCUCUGCGGACGCAACCGCCCCCUCCUUCUCUGCCAGCUCUCAUGGAUCUCAAACACCUUCUUCGCUUUUCAUCACGGCCAAACACAUCCAGGUUUCAAAAGCGCUGCUCGAGUUGGCCAAGGUGAAUGGUGCCCUGCUCGACUCCUCGUGGUACCUUGCGCUUACAACCAUGCAGCACCUAGUGUGGAUGCUUGGGCUUAAGGCGGCCCCUUCGAUUACGAUAUCGAGUACGAAGGCGGUGGCGUCGAACUCGCAGAAUACACCCGUAUCUCUGCGUCUCGACACAAGCUUCUUCGAGAAUGCCAACGCGCCCAAUCUGCCUAGCCAAGGCGGCAGUGUAGUCUCCAAGGCUCUGACCGAGUUGCCUACUCUCUCGGAGACUCUCUCUUCCAUCUUUGAGUACUCCAGAAAUUUCGAUGAAGUUGCCCUUGGCUACCUUAUUCGAGCCCUUUGUAGCAUCGCCACUGAGGCAUGUGAAUUCGCAAAUUCAAACCGAGAUCCCAGUCAUUUUUCCGUGGUGAAACUGGCUGAAGUUGGUCUGGCGAAUCUUCAUCGGCUCAAUGUCUGGUGGGAGACGAUCAACAACCAACUUCUAACGGGUCGGUACCACGUGCUCGCCCUGGUCCCCCUGCUCCCCCACUGCCCGAUCGGUAGCAUGAGGCGCAACUACCGCCUGAGACGAGGGGAUGGGGAUCAAGGGCAGUCGCACAUCCUUUCGAUAAUAUGGCGCCGGCUGGAUUCUCACUACUCUGUACUUUGUCUGCUCCAGGUGAAUUUCCCUUUGUACCCUAAUGGAAUGACGCUCAAAGCCUAG
Messenger RNA from Echinococcus granulosus, 2682 nucleotides. RefSeq lists its product as hypothetical. The record is from RefSeq and is a predicted model, not a curated record. Bases 1 to 2682 code for a protein of 893 amino acids. NCBI's taxonomy places the organism in Eukaryota, Metazoa, Platyhelminthes, Cestoda, Cyclophyllidea, Taeniidae. The transcript has 19 exons.